Messenger RNA from Exserohilum turcica Et28A, 1039 nucleotides. RefSeq lists its product as uncharacterized. NCBI's taxonomy places the organism in Eukaryota, Fungi, Ascomycota, Dothideomycetes, Pleosporales, Pleosporaceae. The record is from RefSeq and is a predicted model, not a curated record. The coding region runs from base 1 to 954 and encodes 317 amino acids. The transcript is spliced from 3 exons.
AUGAUUGAAGAAGGAGAGAAACUGGCAACUCUAAAGGAGUCUGGGGCGCGUGGUAGUGGGAAGAAGGCAAAGAAGGGAGAGAGCGCUGAAUUUGUGCAUCCUGUUUCUCGAGAGGCACGCCGAACAGUCCCUUCUCUAGCGUUUCUGAUCCAGCAUGUGAAUCAGACUACCGGUAAACGAACGCGACUCGUCUUCGACCUAGGCCUCAGAAGAGACGUAAACCGAUAUGCAUCACCGAUACAAAAGCAUAUCGAGACCAGGCAGCCGUUGAGCACUGAGCCAGAUGUCAUUAAGAGCCUCGCCAAGGGCGGCUUGAAGCCGGAGGACAUUGACUACGUGAUUUUCUCGCAUGUACACUGGGACCACGUCGGCGAACCCCGAGACUUCCCAACAUCAACUUUUAUCGUCGGACAUGGUGCGCUUAAUCUUCUCAAAGGCACCUCGCCAUCGCUUCGAGGCGGCCACUCGUUUUUCGAAAGUGAUCUCUUACCGGAAGUCCGGACCACGGAACUAGCGGAGCCCGUGGCUUAUGGACCGAAGCGGCAUGAUCCAUGCGCGAUACCAGGGGAAAUCAAUCUCAAGGGGCCUUGGAAAUCUUACGGCCAUCUUCCAGAGGCUCUUGAUCUCUUCAACGAUGGUUCACUACUUAUUAUUAAUGCACCUGGCCAUCUUCCAGGGCACAUUAAUCUCCUGGCACGAACGUCGCUGUCCCAAGAAGUCUAUAUGGCCGGCGAUGCAUGCCACGACAGAAGGUUGUUAACUGGAGAGAAGACGAUUGGAGAAUGGCACGAUACACACGGCCAGGUGUGCUGUAUCCAUGCUAACCGGAAGCAAGCCGAGGAGACUAUUCAGAGGAUUCGACUGCUAGAGAAAGAAGGGGUCGAGAUUAUUUUUUCCCAUGACGAUGAAUGGGAAAACAAUCCAGCGAACAGCAGCCGAUUCUUUGGCGCAUGAGAGCAUGCCCAUAAGUAGCGCAUCACUACACCUGUUGUAAGCCCUAUUUAUCUGUAAAAUUCACAUCUUAAAGACCUACAUCUAC